Medicago truncatula (barrel medic) is the source of this 2736-nucleotide messenger RNA. RefSeq lists its product as uncharacterized. Gene Ontology annotation, biological process: SCF-dependent proteasomal ubiquitin-dependent protein catabolic process. NCBI's taxonomy places the organism in Eukaryota, Viridiplantae, Streptophyta, Magnoliopsida, Fabales, Fabaceae. Gene Ontology annotation, cellular component: SCF ubiquitin ligase complex. The transcript is spliced from 7 exons. The record is from RefSeq and is a predicted model, not a curated record. Bases 49 to 2124 code for a protein of 691 amino acids.
AUCUAUGUAAUCCUCAAGUUUCACGUAGGGAAGAAGCAAGAACAGAAAAUGAACCUAACCAAUCAAAAUACCCAAAAAACCCUCACUCCCAAUCCAAAUUCCAUCCAACAACAACAACCUUGUUCUGUUCCUCCACUCAGCGAUGUUGAUUCUGUCACAAAACAACUCAAGGGUCACGGUUUUUCCGACAAAGAAAUUGGUAUAAUCUUAAACUUAACCCCAUCAUCAUCAUCAUCAAAUGUUCCAUUUUCUCUUGAUUCUCCCAUUCAUGAACCCUUCCUCAAGAGAGGAAUUGAAGGUGAUGAUGAUGAUGAUGAUGAUACUGAUUCUUUUUACAUGGAUCCAUUACCUCAUGAAUCGUAUGCAUCUUCGUCUUCUUCUAAGCGCUUAAAACUCUACAAUUUUUUUGACCCAAAAGGCAAGAAACCACUCAUUGAUGAUAACAACAACAACACCAUCGUUAUCAGUGACAGUGAUGAUGAAGAUGAUCAGAGGAAGGAAAUAACAGAAAAUCAAAUAUCACUGGAUUUGGAUAUUAAUGACUAUAUCAUUACCAAUGAAACUGAAACUAAUGAUAGCGAUGGUGCUGAUGAUGAGAUUCAGACCAACGUGUCAAUUCGUAGAAAUCGGUACAGGAAAUAUAACAAAGACGCUGCUAAGAGAUAUGCAUCACAAAUUCACACUGUUUCUGUGAAUGAAGACGAUCAUCAUGUGGGACAUGAAAUUGAUGAUGAUGUGGAACAUGAAGUUGAUGUUGAUGAUGCUUCUCCAACACCUUUCUCUGAAGCAAUCAAAGCUAUUCAGGAACGAAUUGCGAAAAGCAAGAAAAAAGGGGUUGUUAAGGAAUCCUUUAUUUGGGUUCCGAAAAGAAACGGAGAAGAUUUGGUGAGGGAAAGGUUUAGGGUUCCUUCGUUGCAAGAAAUGUCUCUUAAAAUUCUUGCUAACCAUGCUGAUGGAAUGGUUUCGCUUGAUGGUGUUUCGGAUGAGCUCAAACAAAGGCUUAGCGCGUUGGUAUGUGAUUCGAGAAAAAUGAAUUGUCGCUUUCUUGAACUACUUCUGAGUGGGUUUCCUACUCAUAUUCGGCUUAAAGAUUGCUCCUGGUUGACAGAGGAAGAAUUCACUAAAUGUUUUGGAAUGUUGGACACUUCCAUAUUAGAGGUGCUGCAACUUGACCAGUGUGGACGAGUUAUAACAGAAUAUACAUUACUUUCUACAUUGGCAAAGUCACCAAGCUGCUUGUCUAGAUUGAUUAGUCUAUCCCUCACUGGUGCAUGCCGUCUUACUGAUAAGGGGUUGCAGCUAAUGGUUUCUUCUGCAACAACAAUUAGAUCCAUAAAUCUAAGCCAAUGUUCCCUUCUCACAUAUGCUAGUCUUAAUAUUUUGGCUGAUUCAUUAGGAUCGAUUUUGAAAGAGUUGUAUCUUGAUGAUUGCAUACUCAUUGAUGCUGCACUAAUCUUGUCGGCAUUGAAGCAACUUAAGCAAUUAGAAGUGUUGUCACUAGCUGGUGUUCCAACUGUUUGUGAUAAGUUUAUCAAGAGUUACAUCAUUGCAUGUGGUCAGAAUAUUAAGGAGCUUGUUUUAAAAGACUGUUUAAAUUUGACGGAUGCAUCGAUGAAAGUCAUUGCUACACACUGUCCCGGACUGCAGGCUCUUGAUCUUAUGAACUUAUACAAAUUGACCGAUUUAACUAUAGGAUAUCUUACAAAUAGUUGUCGAGCACUGCGUACAUUGAACCUCUGCCGCAAUCCAUUCAGCGAUGAAGCAAUUGCUGCUUUUUUGGAGUUGACUGGCAAAUCCUUGGAAGAACUUUCACUUAACAACAUUAAGAAGGUUGGCCAACAGACAACCUUAUCACUUGCAAACAAUGCAAAAAAAUUGCAUACCUUAGAUCUGUCAUGGUGUCGAAAUUUGACAGACAACGAGUUUGGUUUAAUUGUGGAUAGCUGUUUGUCGCUAAGGUCACUUAAACUUUUCGGAUGUUCACAGGUAACAGAUGUUUUUCUCAACGGGCACUCAAACUUAGAGAUUCAGAUCAUUGGGUUGAAGUUGUGUCCUUUAUUGCAGCAUAUCAAAGAGCCUAAUCCUAACCAAGGCGCUCUGCGUUAUUCAUCAGCUUCAGAGUAGAUUUUGAUAUUAAUUAAAAUUAGCAUAAAAAAUAAAAUAUUUAUAUGGUGAGAUUUGACACAGCUUUUCAGUGUGUCUUGUAGAAGGCACGGACGACUUUUUCUUAACAUGGUGCUAACUGGUUGAUCGGUAGCUGUAGGUGGAGAAGAGGACAUUUUUCCUUUUUGGAUACAUAGAAAGUUAAAUAUACAGACUAAAUACUUAGCAGAUUUUAUUAUGUACACAGGAUACGUGUACUCUAAAUUCUUAACCUGGAUUGAGAUACAUAAUAGUUUAGAUUUUAUUGCGUACACUGGAGUACCAUUUCCUUCUUCUUGAAGAAAGAAAGCAUAGUCCUAAGUCCUAACCAGGUAUCUCUACUAGUAAGUCACAAAAUUUUGCUAUGAAAUUAACAGAGAUUAAAAUGAAAAGCAUCAAUUUCCAUUUAUGGAUUUCAAAUUACAGGGCUAGCACCAUAUGCUUGGUGAUCUCAACUCUCUUCUUGGUAAUCUAAUUUUUUUAUUUUUAUUUUAUUUUAUUUAUUAUAGGAGUAGUAAUCUAAUUUUCUGAAAUUAGCUACUUAGAACAUUUUGAUCAGUGAAUAUAAUGUUAUAAUUAUUUUUUCUAUUGAAA